AGUGUUUCCUACCUACCACAUCUGAGUGUCAGUCAACGCUACAACUCUAGGUGCACGCAUGGAGCGUGUCGAGCCUUCUCCACGAGCAGUGCGUAAAAGUGAGUGGUUGCGGAGCGCGCUGGCCCAUUAUCACCGGCCUGACCCAGGGGUGGACAAUGAAAUUGUGGUCCUCGCUACAGGCAUAGAUCAGUAUCUCCAGGAGGUCUUCCACCAUCUAGCUUAUCCCCACAGAGACGAUACGGUGAGCGCUGAAGACUUCACGGCUCUGUGCGCAGUGCUGGGGAUAAGUGAGGGGACUCAAACUGAGAAGGAUGAAGAAUACAUGGAUGUGUGCGCGGACCUGCCAUCACAGCUCUCCUUCAAAGACUUUCACGCGCGCCUCUGUGGAUACUUUCGAGUGCGCAGUGCGCGCAAAGACAAUAGCCAGUGCGCGUGGCGUUUGCCAGUCACUGAGAACACUGAGCUCGUGGAGAGAGAUAUUCGUCUGAGGUGGCCACGACCAAGACGUAAAAAGUGUGUGAGUUUUGACUUGACCCGCGACCAGUUUGGAGGUGCGAGAGCCCCGAGAGGCCCGAGCGCAGAGGAGGCAGAUGAGACAGCUGCUCUGAGAGAGCUGGUGGAGGACCUCCGCUCGGCGCUGCAGGGCAGUGACGCUCGCUGUCUGGCUCUGGAGGUGGCACUGAGGAGAGAGCGCACCCGCAGUCUGGCUUCUCCCACCACCAUCAAGCCCAGGAUGUCCACCUCCUCCAUCACCUUCAGCCAGGGCAAACUGGUGCCAACUCACAGGAUCAAGGGAGGCUCUUGUGAGGCAGCAGUCAGGAGGCGAGAAGCCAGAGACCCACUGCUCAGGGAGCUGAAGCUGAUCCGAUCAUCCCGGGAUGGCCAGCUGCAAGAGGCCAUGAAGUUCAACGAGCGGCUUGAGGAGGAGCUGCGCUGGUCGUAUGAGGAGGUGCGCAAACUGCAGGCCCUGGAGUCAGCCCUGCGAAAGGAGAAUGCUCACAUCAGGCGGCGAGCAGAGGAGGCCCGCGAGGCUCUGACUCUGGGACUAGAGAGAGUGCGUCUGAUCCAGGAGCAGGCUCACAGUGUGCCACAACUGCAGGACAGGGUCAGGCACCUGGAGACAGAGCUGCAGCAGCACAGAUCCCGCUGCAGCUGUCUGACCACCUCCACCCAGGACUGGGCUCACCCAGUGGGUGCUGACAACACCAAGGUGACAGAUGCAGAGUGUCUACAGAGGGCUGUGGAGGGCAAAGCCGCCUCAGAUGAGGAGGAGGAGGACAGAGCUGCUGCAGAAGAGAGAGAGCGCUGCCUGGUGGACAUGAAGAGGCAUUGCAGUCGACCACACAGCUGUGGGAAAGGAUGUCAGAGUCUGGACAGAGAGGCGAGCCUCUCCAAGGAUAGGGGGCGACGGAGAGGAGCCAGUCUGAGCCAGGGCGACAAGGAGACCAAGGCAUCAGACAAGGCUCCUCACUCAGGGGACAGGCUGCAGAGGCAGAGGAUGUCGUUACUGGAGGAGAAGCUCACUGAUGCACUCACACUGCUGCUCCAAUUACGCAAUAAGAAUGUGUCCAGUCAAGCCUUGGGGAGAAUUCUUAUGGAUACUUUAGAGGCCUACAGCAGGACAGGAAAUGGCCCGUCCCAGGUGCUGCAGGUAGCCGACGCUCUGUGUGUGCGCUUGUCAUCCACUGAGGUCCAGACAGAGAGGGGAGAGGGUCCAGGACCAGAGAGACUGCUCCCCCUAGCGGCCACACACCAGAACAACAGCACCAGCUCUCUGGUCAUCUCAUGUUGACAUCAGCACUUAACAAGAGAUUUUUUUAUUUUUAUAUAUAUAUUUUUUAACGAUACCCAGUAUUGCUUUAUAAUAAAUGAUUUUUUGUAAACUAUUUACAAGGUAUUAAUAGGGAUUAAUAUUGUGCUAGUUAACAUUCAGUUUAUAAAUACAUUAGACUUGUUGUACAAUAACGUAUACCUAUGAACCAUGUAGGAAAGGUUUUUAGGGGCAUUUAGUAUUAAACUCUAUCAUAUGUAAAUCUUUAUUUUACAGUUUGUUCACUGUGAACUACAAUAUUGAUCUCAGAUGGCUUAAUCAUAGAAAUAGGUCCACUGCAGACCUGAUAUUGUUGAAAAUCGUCUUUUUGACAUUUUUUAGCCUUGCAUGUAUGGCCUGGAAUCAGGUUUUUUGGGAAAAAUCAAGCAGUGGGUGGAGAUUGGGGGUAGGUGAAAACAAAAUUUUCCAGACAUGCAUCAUUUAAUUGAAAUAAAACUUUGACUAAGCUUAUAGUGAGAGACAACCAUUAUAACAUGGUUAAUAGUCAUUUUUAGACAGUCUGCCCCCUUUAAUCCAGGUUUUUAACUGGCAAAAUGUACAUGUACAUUUAUAAUAGCUCAUUUAAGAGCUAUAAGAUUAAGAUUAACUUUGCCCAUGUAAAUGUUGUUGUAGUAGGGCCUGUGUCUGGUUAAGAUUUGGCACAAGCUUAUAAUGCUGCACCAAAACGCAGAAGCAAGUCCCUAGUUUGUGAAAUUUAUUCACUGACAAUGGCGAUAAAACUUUGCUGAUUCUAGUGAAAGUUAGUAAAAAGAUUUGGGCGGUUGUCGAUAGAUGGCAUAGAUUUAGUAUUGCACUGUAGCACUGUGCCAUGCAGCUUUUUAGGGUUCCUUAUCAGUUAUAAAGAACUUAUAAGUCAUAAUGAAUGGUAAUAAUGUUUUACAAAUGCUUGUAAACAUGUGAUGCUUAUUCAUAUGUUACCAAUAGUUUACACAAGUCAAUUAUUAUAAAGAGUCUUUGGAAUAGAAUUUGAAGAAUUUUCCAGCAAAGAUUUGUAAAUUUUUUGCCAUCUGAUCUCAUCUUCCUGAACUGAAUUUUGGCACUUCAUGUUAGCUGCCAUGAGAGUCAUUUUUAUAUCACUGUUUAUACUUAUAUUCUUCCAGAUAUAAUGAUUGUAUAUUUAUCAUUAAAGUUUGUACAGUUUACAAGUUUC
Molecule: messenger RNA, 2981 nt
Organism: Periophthalmus magnuspinnatus
Lineage: Eukaryota; Metazoa; Chordata; Actinopteri; Gobiiformes; Gobiidae
Product: EF-hand and coiled-coil domain-containing protein 1
Exons: 9
Coding region: 59-1792 (577 amino acids)
Source: RefSeq, a predicted model, not a curated record